Messenger RNA from Tetrapisispora phaffii CBS 4417, 945 nucleotides. RefSeq names its product C2H2-type zinc finger protein. Gene Ontology annotation, cellular component: PcG protein complex; transcription regulator complex. Bases 1 to 945 code for a protein of 314 amino acids. The transcript has a single exon. The record is from RefSeq and is a predicted model, not a curated record. Gene Ontology annotation, biological process: regulation of transcription by RNA polymerase II. Gene Ontology annotation, molecular function: RNA polymerase II cis-regulatory region sequence-specific DNA binding; DNA-binding transcription factor activity, RNA polymerase II-specific. Lineage: Eukaryota; Fungi; Ascomycota; Saccharomycetes; Saccharomycetales; Saccharomycetaceae.
AUGAAAACUGCCCUUAAUAGAGAUUUAUUCACAAAUCAAGAUUUCAGUAGAAAUGAUUCGGGAAAUUCAAUCGAUCCUAAUAAUAAUGUUAUACUGACAAAUUCAAUCUCAAUUUCUGAACUAACAGAAUAUUCUAUGUUUCCUCAAAGAAAAUUACCUUUUUCCUAUAGUUAUACAUCUGACACACCAAUAGAAAAUUAUACAGUAACACCAGUGUCAUAUACUACGUCAACAUCUUCAAAAUUUGGCAAUAAUAAUUCCACACGAAAUUCAAGUUCAUCAACACAUUCCAUAUCAUCUAUAAGAAGUGGACUAGAUGUCUUUCUAGGUAUGUCACCGGUGACAACAAAUUAUAAAUCGAUGAAUGAUACAGAGUCAACUUCAUUUCAACAACUUAACUCAACUAACAUUCUACAACAAAUAAAUGGAAAUAUAGCCACACUAGGAAAUUCAAAUAAUAGUCAAUUAAAUAAGGAGAUCAGUAGUUCUGAUAAAAAAAAAUCUACAAAGAAUAAUAGUACAACAAAGUUAAAUAAAAAACCCAAAACUAAAAAGUCCACUAUUAAGAAUAACCUGCUUGCUAAGAAGAAGAAAAAAGUGAAUAAAAAAGCAAGCAAAAAAAUCAGUAAAAAAACAAAAGAAAGCAAACUAGAAAUCAAAACAGAAAUUAAAAAGCUACCAAACGAUUUUGAUCCACAUACAUUUUCUUCAAUCGACGACGAUGAACUAAAGCUUGAUCCAUCACAGUAUGAUCCAAAAAAAAAAUAUAUCUGUAAAGUAUGCUCUAAGGGCUUAACCACUUCGGGCCACUUAGCAAGGCAUUAUCGGAUUCAUACGGGUGAAAAAAAUUACUCAUGUUUACAUGAAGGUUGUGAUCAAAAAUUUAGUAGACAUGAUAACUGCAAACAACAUUACAAAACUCAUUUGAAAAACUAUACUAAAUAG